CCGCGGCUGCUGCUGAUUCAUUGGCUGUGCCGGCGCUGGGCUCUGCUCGGCGGGGCGGGGCGGGGCGGUGCCCGGCCAGGUGGCGUGUGGCUCUCUGCCGUGGAUGGCUUUACCCAUUCUCAGCCUUGCCCUCCUCCUUUCCCAGGGGAGCCUGGUGCUUUCUUCCACCAUCCCGCAGUAGCCCCUCUGGUGAGCAGCGGCUGUUGGCGGUGGCAGGACCAGGUCCCUGUCCUCAGCUGCCUGCCCUUCCCUUUGCUGGAGCUGAUCCCCUCUGAGACCAGCUGGCAGAGCUUCCCUCCGUUCCCCCAUGGUUGCCUUGCUCGUCCUGAUGUGUCUGUAUCGGUGAGAAGAUUGGGUAUACCUUGUACAAGACCUCAAGCUGGAUCUCAAACCGUGUACAUCUAGGAUCUUGAGAACUGGAAAGAAGCACGGACCAUUUGGCUAAGUAUCUGCUGCAGACUCCUUUCUCAGAAGUGGCACAGCUUGUUUGAAGCAAUAGCUGUGUGGUACGGUUGUAGAAAGAUGAGAUCUCUAUUACGUUUUAGCUCCUGCAGUGCAGAGUAAACAGAUUUGUGCUUGCUUUCCUCAUUCACUUCUUUCUCUGUGACUUUGCCUCGGGAUGGAGUAAAAAGCAAUGCAGUCGUGUGAUGGCUGCUUCCCUUGCCCCCAGCAAGCAGAAUAUUGUUGGUAGUAUGGGGACUGAGGGGGCACAGGAACAGCCUGAGUUUGUUACUUUCUUGUAGCCAGCACUUCUGGUUUAAUUGUACUGCCUAGCCGAUGGAGCUGAUGCAUCAGGAUGCAGUGCUAAGCUUUCUCAGACUUAUCACAGUUUGAAAUGCUGCUGAUCUCUGUUCCUGCCCGGCUUUUGGGAUCUUCACCAUUUGCAAGGGACCAACAAUUUGUUUAGUCUAUGAAGUCUGUAAAGUGUUCGAUCUCUACAGAAGUAAGCAGAAUGGAAAAGUGGAAAAUUAAUGAAGUUUUUGAUUGAAAACUUACCUCCUUGCUUGUGUCUACCAUAUUGGUAGUUUAUCUUGCUCCAGAAAUGAACACUACUUAGACCAGUCCACAUGCAUUUACUCUUGUGCGUGCAGGUCAGAGUUGGAGGUGGCUCCUGCUGGUGACAUCCAAGACCAGUUCCAGAUGCACACAAAAACGGAUUUGCCUUUGUGGCCCCAGUGGCAGUGUGAACCACAAAGCUGUGCUUCAGAUAUGGCGUGUGCCUAGCUUUGCCCUUAGAGCGACUGGGUGUCAGUUUGAAAGUGGCAUAUUGAAACUCUUAGCACAGAAAAAUCUAGGUUGGAAGGGACCUCUGGUGGUCAUCUGGUCUAACCUCUUGCUCAAAACAUGUUCAGCUAGAUCAGGGACAUAUUUAUUGUAGUGCGAGAUGUCUGCCCUGAGGUUGAUUUCUAACAGAACCUCCCAGCAGGCCUUGUCUAACUCUGAUUACACCUGGGAGUACGAGUACUAUGAGUACGGACCGGUGUCAUUUGAAGGCCUGAAGGCUCAUAAAUACUCCAUUGUGAUUGGAUUUUGGGUUGGUCUUGCAGUCUUUGUCAUCUUCAUGUUCUUUGUCCUGACUCUGCUGACGAAGACUGGAGCGCCACAUCAAGACAAUGCAGAACCUUCUGAAAAAAGAUUCCGGAUGAAUAGCUUUGUGGCAGAUUUUGGAAGACCGUUAGAGUCUGAGAGAGUCUUUUCUCGUCAAAUAGCUGAAGAAUCCCGAUCACUUUUCCAUUUCUGCAUUAAUGAAGUGGAACACUUAGACAAAGCAAAACCAAGUCAGAAAGGUCCAGGUCUGGAAAGUAAUAUCCGCUUCCAGGAAGUUCCCAGGAGCAGUGGAACAUUUGAGGAGGACCUGAGUUGUCUUACAAAAUUUAAUAUUCCGAACUUCGUGAACAGUGAGCAGAACUCUUCACUAGGUGAGGAUGAUCUCCUUAUCUCAGAGCCACCUAUCAUUUUAGAAAGCAAAUCAGUCGUGCAAUCUUCUCAUCGGAUCCUUGACUGAAAAUUUUUACUUUAAGGUAAAAAAAAAUAAAAUCCUGGUGUUGUCCAGUUGGAAGCCUUCUGGUUGUUUUGGAAGAAGGUAUUUCAGAGCCCUGCUUUUUUUUUUCUUUUUUAAGUUGUAUGUAAGAAUGGCUGUGCUGACAGAACAGUUUAGAUGAGAAGUAAAACACUGAAUGCCUUA
Molecule: messenger RNA, 2185 nt
Organism: Cygnus olor (mute swan)
Lineage: Eukaryota; Metazoa; Chordata; Aves; Anseriformes; Anatidae
Gene: MRAP2
Product: melanocortin 2 receptor accessory protein 2
Exons: 7
Coding region: 1385-2005 (206 amino acids)
Biological process (GO): protein localization to plasma membrane; regulation of adenylate cyclase-activating G protein-coupled receptor signaling pathway
Cellular component (GO): endoplasmic reticulum; plasma membrane
Molecular function (GO): type 1 melanocortin receptor binding; signaling receptor regulator activity; type 4 melanocortin receptor binding
Source: RefSeq, a predicted model, not a curated record